GCCUCCAGAUGCCUGGCAGGUGCUGCUGUUGUGAUCAAGGUGGCGGGCAGCCUCGCCGAGGCCGGAAAAGAGCUUCGCGAGGUACGGGAAGCUGCACAGCUGGCGGCCGACGCUACCAAAACGAUGGCCCUUGCAUUGCGCUGGCGUGGUGUAGACUGGAUUCUGGAGCUUGGGGUGGGCAUCCACGGCGAGGCCGGAGUUCAGGAGUUGCCGUCCUUGGCGAGCCUUCCCGGCGCCUCUGAUGGCUGCUUCGCUGCUGCAGUGGUCCGCGCCCUGCUUCGGGAGCUUCUACCUGCAACGAAGCUCCAGCCGGGCGAUGAGGUGGUCGUUGUUCUGAACAAUCUCGGAGGCACAUCCCCACUGGAGAUGUCGGUGCUGUGUGACGCUGCCUUUCGUCAGCUGCGUUCCCGUGGUGCCGUCGUUGCUGGCUACGUGCAGGGCACUUUAGUCACCUGCCUCGACAUGCAUGGCGCCUCCCUGUCAUUGAUCCCGCUGCGCGAAGCGCCGGCGAACCUCGUGGAAUUUCUAGCAGCUCCCGCGGAGGUGAACUCUGCUUGGCCGGGCCUGCUGAUCCCUCCCAUAGACUCGGAGGUGGUGAUCCAGGAAGCCGCAGUCCCACCCCUUCCGGCUGAGACCGCCGUGAAACCUGCGGAGACCCAGCUGCGCAAGGCAAUAUCAGCCGCCUGUGAGAUGCUCAUCCUCGACUCAACAGUCAAGGCUCUGGACGAGAUGGAUUUUGAGUGCGGCGAUGCUGACUGUGGGGGCACGCACCGAGAUGCGGCUGAGGCGCUCAUGGCCACCAUAGAGGCCGUGCCGAGCUCCCCCGACGAAGCCCUGCGGUUUCUGGCAGCCCAUUUGGAACAUCAAUGCCGGGGUGCCAUUGGCGGAAUCUACGUUCUCGGGCUGGAGGCAGCGGCCAAGUGCGUUGGCCGUACACCACUGGCUACGGAUUGGGCCAAGGCUCUUGCGGCUGCUGGCCGUGCAAUCCAGGAUUACGGAGGCGCCAAGGCGGGUGACAGGACCAUUCUUGAUGCUGUGCUACCUGCAGCAGAGGCCCUUCGUGCCCAUGCGGAGUCGCCGGAUGCUCUGGCGGAAGCCGUCAGGGCAGCAAAGCAGGGCGCCAAGCGAACCCAGCAGAUGCUCGCCAAGAAAGGCCGAGCUGUUCACGUGCCACCCAGUCGGCAAGCGCGGUCACCUGACCCUGGCGCUGUCGGCUUCGCGAAGUGGUUGGAAGCCGUAGAGAGAGCGCUACGAGUCUAG
Messenger RNA from Symbiodinium pilosum, 1260 nucleotides. The record is from the annotation of a GenBank genome assembly. NCBI's taxonomy places the organism in Eukaryota, Dinophyceae, Suessiales, Symbiodiniaceae.